Molecule: messenger RNA, 2234 nt
Organism: Cryptomeria japonica (Japanese cedar)
Lineage: Eukaryota; Viridiplantae; Streptophyta; Pinopsida; Cupressales; Cupressaceae
Product: glucose-6-phosphate 1-dehydrogenase, chloroplastic
Exons: 10
Coding region: 1-1734 (577 amino acids)
Biological process (GO): pentose-phosphate shunt, oxidative branch; glucose metabolic process
Cellular component (GO): chloroplast stroma
Molecular function (GO): glucose-6-phosphate dehydrogenase activity; NADP binding
Source: RefSeq, a predicted model, not a curated record
AUGUUCUCUAGGAUUACUAGAGAUGAUACAGGAGCAUGCAUUGCACAAGUGGCUGUCCCAACAGGUGAUAAGACUAGAGAUGUGGUCACUGCUAUGGAAUAUCAGGUUACCACAAUUGACCUUGGACCUACCACAAAGAUGCAAGAGUGCCAAGAGCUAGAUGAUACAGUCAAGGCAAUUGAGGCACGAGUGGAUAGGACUAUUAAAAAGAAAGAGAUGCUUGAGACAAAUGGAGAUCCCGGAGUUGGAAAAUCAAGCCAGAUCAAGGGCGACCUCCUCCAGUCUAGCAUUGACAAGGACGGCCUUCUUCAGUCAAGCGUCAUCAAGGGCGACUUCUCCAAUCCAGCAUUCCAAGGCGAGCAUUUUACCAUAUAUGGUUAUGCACGGAGUACCAUGACUGAUGCAGAAUUACGAAAAAUUAUUAGUGGUACACUGACCUGCAGGAUUGAUAAGAGGGAAAACUGUGGAGAUAAAAUGGAUGAGUUUUUGCAGCGUUGCUUUUAUCAUUCAGGACAAUACAGCUCCGAGGAUAACUUUAGAGAGCUAGACAUAAAAUUAAAGGAAAAAGAGGCAGGAAAGCUGGCAAAUCGAUUGUUUUACCUGUCUGUUCCUCCAAAUGUUUUUGUGGAUGCGGCAAGAUGUGCCAGCCAUUCUUCAUCUUCUGCUAAUGGAUGGACUAGAGUAAUUGUUGAAAAGCCUUUUGGUCGUGAUUCUGAGUCAUCUGCUGAACUCACGAGGAUUCUGAAACAACACUUAACUGAGGAGCAGAUCUUCCGGAUUGAUCAUUAUCUUGGAAAGGAACUUGUUGAAAAUCUUUCCGUUCUUAGGUUUUCCAAUCUUGUUUUUGAGCCACUUUGGUCAAGGCAAUAUAUAAGAAAUGUACAACUGAUUUUUUCAGAGGACUUUGGAACUGAAGGUCGAGGAGGGUACUUUGAUAGCUAUGGGAUUAUUCGGGAUAUAAUGCAGAACCACCUUCUUCAAAUAUUAGCUCUUUUUGCAAUGGAAACACCUGUGACUUUAGAUGGAGAAGACAUACGGAAUGAAAAGGUCAAAGUGUUGCGUUCAAUGAGGCCAUUACAACUUGAAAAUGUAGUAAUUGGUCAAUACAAGGCCCAUGUUAAAGGAGGUGUGACAUAUCCUGGCUAUACAGAUGAUAAGACAGUACCCAAAAACAGCCUCACCCCAACAUUUGCAGCAGCGGCUCUUUUCAUUGACAAUUCUAGAUGGGAUGGUGUACCUUUCCUUAUGAAGGCUGGAAAGGCUUUACAUAAUAGAGGUGCAGAAAUUAGGGUGCAGUUCAGACAUGUUCCAGGGAAUUUAUACAAAAGAAAUUUUGGGACAGACUUGGACCGAGCCACUAAUGAACUUGUCAUUCGCGUCCAACCUGAUGAAGCUAUCUACCUGAAAAUUAAUAAUAAGAUUCCUGGUUUGGGCAUGAGGCUGGACAGAAGUAAUUUAAAUCUGCACUAUGCAGCAAAGUAUUCUAAAGAAAUUCCUGAUGCUUAUGAGCGACUGCUUCUAGAUGCAAUUGAAGGGGAGCGGCGUCUGUUCAUCAGAAGUGAUGAACUUGAUGCUGCAUGGUCUUUAUUCACACCAUUGUUGAAAGAAAUAGAAUCAAAGAAGGUUGCACCUGAACUUUAUCCCUAUGGCAGUCGGGGCCCAGUAGGAGCACAUUACCUGGCAGCUAAAUACAAUGUUAGAUGGGGUGAUACAAGCGGAGAUUCACAGCAAUAGUGAUUGUUUUGGUAUCAUUUUUACUAGGAGUGUUUUCAAUUCAGUGUUACUGGAGAAGCAUCCCCAAAGUCUGGGUUACAUCCUGAGGACAUGGUGACUUGGAUUUCCCAAGGACUUGGGAACUUGGGGGGGAUGUCUCCAUUUUUCAGGACUCGACUACUCGCUCCAUUUCGUGCAUAGUUUUUUUUUUUUUUUUUUAAAAGGGUAAAUCUUUUAAGGAAAAAAAUGCUAAAAAUCCCUAAAAAGAUAAAAAGGGGAGGAUUGUCAUUGCAAAUUCAGCACAUUGUAUUUACUUAUUAAUACUUCAGCUGCUUUUAGUUUGUUUUAGUUAUUUUAAUAGCUGUCUGCAAAAUUCAGGAAUUUUUGUUGUCCCCAAAAUCAUGUCUUUUGUCCUCCUGUGCCAGAAACUUGGAGAAACAAAAUUUUUUAUUGAUACUUUUCCUUACGACACAAAUGUUGAGGGGCAUAUCUGACAGAAUACUUGUAUGAUUUAAAGCUCA